Molecule: messenger RNA, 2763 nt
Organism: Elephantulus edwardii (Cape elephant shrew)
Lineage: Eukaryota; Metazoa; Chordata; Mammalia; Macroscelidea; Macroscelididae
Gene: CTCFL
Product: CCCTC-binding factor (zinc finger protein)-like
Exons: 18
Coding region: 1-2763 (920 amino acids)
Source: RefSeq, a predicted model, not a curated record
AUGGCGGCCACGGAGACCCCCGGCCCAUCCGAGCAAUUCACCAAGAUCAAGGAGCCGGAGCCGGUUCCCGGGAGGGCCCCGGAGGAGGACGCGGAGGGGCCCGGGGCCUGCAGAGCGCAGGAAGCCCCGUCGCCCCCCACGCAGCCCCCCGAGCCCGAGGGCGAGCUGCAGCCGGUGCCCGCCCCCGGGGAGGACGGCGAGGAGCACGUCCUGACCCUGCAGACCGUGCAGCUCACGUCAGAGGACGGGGAGGUGCAGGAGCUGGGCUGGCUCCCCGAGCAGCCCCCGGACGGGGUGCAGGUGCUCGUGCCGCAGGGGGACGGGCUGCCUUCGCUGCUGUGGCUGCAGGAAGGGCCCCCGCAGAGCGUGCACCAGUGUGUGGCCAUCAGCAUCCAGGACCAGGUGUACUCGCUGCAGGAGCUGGAGGUGGUGCACUUCCAGGUGCUGGACGGCAGUGUCCCCGAGGGCAGCCAGGACUGCAAGGGAGAACUCACGGUAAAAGGCCUCGGGAGGGGGGCCCCGGGGAGCGGGACCGGGGCCUGGACCCUGGGUCUGGUCUGCACCCUUUUAGAGAAGGACCAAGAGGCCUCCACGCUGCUGUUGGACGGGGUGGUCCCUGAGCCCGGGCAGGAGUCACUCCUUGUGGUGGAGGCCAGGCCCGGGGAGGAGGGGACAGGCGAGAUUGUGCUCACCAUUUCCAAUGUGCACGUGGAAGAGCAGAAAGACGCCCCUUCCUCCAGCGUAGCUGUUGCUGCACAAGCCAAUCCUAGGAAAAACUGGAGAAAGAAGAAGGGAUCACAGAGAACCUUCCGCUGUGACACCUGCAUGUUCACCUCUUCAAGAAAAUCGAGUUUUAGCCGCCACGUGAGAGCUCACACCACCGAGAAGCCCCACCUGUGUCACCUGUGUCUGAAAGCUUUCCGCACGGUGACGCUGCUGCGAAACCACGUCAACACCCACACCGGAACCAGACCGUAUAAAUGUGGGGACUGCGACAUGGCCUUUGUCACCAGUGGGGAGCUCAUACGGCACCGGCGCUACAAACACACCCACGAGAAGCCCUUCAAGUGCUCCCUGUGCAAGUACGCCAGCGUGGAGGCCAGUAAGCUGAAGCGCCACGUCCGCUCGCACACCGGGGAGCGACCCUUCAAGUGCUGCCUGUGCAACUACGCCAGCAGGGACACCUACAAGCUGAAGCGUCACAUGAGGACACACUCUGGUGAGAAGCCCUACGAGUGCCACGUGUGCCACGCCCGCUUCACCCAGAGCGGCACCAUGAAGAUACACGUCCUGCAGAAGCACAGCGAGAACGUCCCCAAGUACAAGUGUCCCCACUGCGCCACCGUCAUUGCGAGGAAGAGUGACCUGAGCGUCCACCUGCGUAACAUGCACGCGUACAAAGCCGCGGAGAUGCGCUGCCGCUACUGCCCGUCCAUCUUCCACGAGCGCUACGCUCUCCUCCAGCACCAGAAGACGCACAAGGACGAGAAGAGGUUCCGCUGUGAGCAGUGCAGCUACGCCUGCAAGCAGGAGCGUCACAUGACGAUUCACACGCGCACCCACACGGGCGAGAAGCCCUUUACCUGCCUCUCCUGUAACCAGCGCUUCCGGCAGAAGCAGCUUCUCAACAUCCACUUCAAGAAACACCACGAUGCCAGCUUCGUCCCGGCGGUCCACAAGUGCCCCGCGUGCGGCAAGGGCUUCUCACGCUGGAGUAACAUGCACAAACACACCAAGAAAUGCCACUCAAAGCCUGAAAAGCCGGCUGCCUCUGGACAAGGACAGGCGAAGAGGAAGGAGCCGGACCCCAGUGAGGCCAGGACGGAAGACGGAGUGUGUGCGGAGCAGGAGGCGGCCAAGGAGGUGCCCAUGGUCAAGGGCCAGCAGUCACCAGCGGAGACCACCCCCGCUGACCCCGAGGGAGGCGGAGACUCCAAGGCGGACGUGACCUCCUUGAUCAAGGAGCGGCAGAUCUUCAAGCAAGAUCUGAGUCUCGGCGUACCUGGUGCACCAUUUCGGAGGGCCUGCGUGCCUACCCCCACCCCCAGCUUCAUGGAGCAGGAAAUCAAGGGAAGGGUGCCCGGGCUCCCAGCCAAGGGACAACGCCAUCCGUGGGAGGGCCAGAGGACUGACUGUCAGAGGCGGGGGCCAGCCUGGGGCUUCCUGGGGCUGCACUCGGCGCGCUGGCCGGGCUUGUGUGUCCUGUUGGCACAGGGCCCACAUAAGGGGGAUUUAGGGGUGCAGGUCACAACAGAGACAGGGGCCGUGCACAACUGUCUGGGAACGGACAACGAGGAAAGCAAACAGCAGCUUCACGCAGCCGCCAUGGCCUCCCGCCAGCACCAGGGCACCGGCGCCAGCUCCUGGGCAGAGACAGCUGAACAAAGAGGGGCAGGGCCUCUCAGCUGGGAACCCGCCUCUGGACACAGAGCCCGGGAACAGGCCCGGGAACCUCGGCGGCGGGAGGACUCCCAUCCCAGCCCGGUGCUGACCAAUGGCCCAGGUCUAGCAAAGCCGGGAGGCCGCUCGGUGACAGCGGUCACAGCCCCGGCCCUGGCAGCAGGAGGGGAGCGGGAAACAGGCUCAUCACCUGAGUGGGACCCAGGCACCCGGCCCGGGUCACCAAGCGUGUGCUCCCCCCUGGCCACUGAGACCUAUCGUGGCGUGAGCCCCCAAACGCCCCUACCUGAGCCGCUUAGAACUCUUGACCUGCCCCGCAAGGCAGAUGCCAACUCAGCUCCUCCAACAGCCUGGGCGGCGUAG